UUAUAACGAUUUUCACUGCACAGUGAAAUGACGAUUUUAUUGAAAUUAAUAUUAAGUACGCCGCGGCUACUCGAGUGCUCUAAAAUUGAUCACACGACGUUUGUGUAACAAUUUAUUUUUGUGAUAUUAUAUACCAGUAGCCCGAUCGGUGGUUUUUUUUUAAUGGUUUUAUUUUUAUGUUUUUUCCUAAUACCUAAAUAUUGUUAAUAUUAUUUUACACGUGUGCGAGUCUCGAGGCAGUUUCAAAAUUCGAAGAGCCGUCCACCGCCGCCCUUGGACUGAAACCGUUGAUCGCAAAAUUAAAUAGAUUAUUAUACAUAUACCUAUCUAAGAUUAUAAGAUGGUACUGUUUCGGAGUAGAAACUCUGUUCGAAACGAAGAUGUUAUACCAGAUAUAUCGGCUCCAAUACUUCUAAGAAUGACAGCUAUCAGAAACAGUAUGCGCGCGGAACAUCAAUUUAUUGGAGAUAAACACAGCAGUCUUUAUGGCGUACAACAAGCAGACGUCAGCUUGUGGAACAAGAACAUGGGACAAAAGUGGCGGAAGAUCCGGCGUCGGUGUUCGUCGUUCAACACGGGCACCGGCAAGGACAAAUCGGCCACGGUGGACGGGCCGCUGUUGCCGCCGUCGCCGUCGUCGUCGGACGAUUCGACCGCGUCGCUGUCACCGCCAAUGGCGGCCGCGGCCACGGUGCAAGACAUGUUGCGCGCCCGGCUGAACAUGCUGAACAUCAGCUACAAGCGCCGACCGCAACUGCAGCUGUUCGGCAGCGCGCGCCCGUCCAGUCUGGCCCCGGACGGGUCGUCCACGUUCUACGUACCGUCGCCGUUGCUGGGACAGGACUUGCAGGACACCGCGGGCCCGUGUUCGCUGCCCGUCGCGUUCGACCUGUCCGCCGACCACCGGCUGCUGCAGCCGUCGUCGCUGUGCCGCGUUGCCGAGACGCCGUCGUCCUGCGGUUCGUCCGGCCGCGGGACCGCCGACGACGGAGCCGGCAGCGAUCGUUCGUCCGUGUCGUACAGCGACCACGGUUACAACAGCAUCGUCAGCACCGCGACAGCCUGCACCGGAUACGACGGCGACCGACUCAGCUGUAGACCUCAUUCGUUCGUCGUCAGACGGUCCGUAAAUAACGCGGCGCGCCGACCAACGCGUUGCAGUGGCGACGACACCGACGACGGUUACAACGACGACGACGCCGACGCCGACGACGACGACGACUAUUACAAUUGCAGUCUGCUGUUGCAGAACAAGCCGAAGAUGCGGUCGUGCCGGAGGUGGUCGCAAGCCGACUCGCUGGCGCUGGACACGCCGCUGACGGCCAAAGCGUUCGUGAUCGGCGGCGCCGUCUCCUCGUCCUCGCCCGGCCACGGCGCCUGUCGUCCUCGUUUCGGCGGCCCGUCGUCACUGCAGCAGGCCUACACGCCGCCGCCGCCGCCGCAGCAACAGUUACCAUCCUUACAGCAACAGUUACCGCCCGUGCAGCAACAGUUACCGCCCCUGCAGCAACUGUUGCCGCCGCGAUCGUCGCCGCCACCGCUGCCACCGCCACUGAUGCACAAACCGCCGCCGCCGCUGCCGCCGCCGCCGCCACCGCCAUCAGAGAGGACCGUCGUCGACCUUCCGGCCAUACCGGAAUCGUCGCAGUGGGACGAGCAACGUUCACGCCACCGCCGACGGACGCCGGAAAAGCAGCAGGCCGACAGGCUGGAAAGGAACGGUUCGACGAGGAUCAGCGGCAGGAACCCGUAUCGCACGUUCAACGGGAGGGCCGCGUCGCCGGCUGGCGCCACUGUCCCCGGUUCCGGGGGCGGCGGAAACGGCAGUGGCGUCGUCCCGGCGGGCCAUUGUCAUCGCGACAAUCUGCAGGGCGGAAAAAACGACGGCAAUUGUUUCUACACGCUGCCGCGGGGGGGCGGCAAGGAUGCGUGUUUCACGAUAAUGACGGUCAAGUUCCAAAAAGGCCCGGGCCACAAGUGCCUGGGCUUCAGCAUCGUAGGCGGCACGGACUCGCCGAAAGGUACGAUGGGCAUCUAUGUGAAAACCAUUUUUCCGAACGGACAAGCCGCCGACAAGGAGACGUUGAAAGAAGGUGACGAGAUAUUGGCCGUCAACAACAAACCGUUGCACGGGUUAAGUCAUCGUGAAGCGAUAGCUGUGUUCAAAGAGAUCAAACUGGGAGAAAUGGCGUUGCACAUCGGUAGGAGGAUUCCGAAAAGAACUCGGGAAUCGGUCAAGUCGAUGCGAAGUCCUUGAAAAGAAGAAUAUUUAUCGAGAUUCUCAUUUCAAUGGAUGGUGUUAUUAUUAUUACUAUUUACUAUAUCAUUAAGUUUUGUACCUGUACCUAUAAUUUUAUUCCGAGUUUUAUGUAAUGUUUCGAUCGUUUAACCAAUAAUUAUUAUUAAUUUCUCAUUUUUACAUAAUAAUAUACAGGUUGGCCACCGCGAUUUCUCGUUUUUCAACACUAACUUUAAGUCUAUGAAUAUGUAUAGUACUAUAGUGUAUACAUAAUAUAUUGUAUGUACCUAUGUGAAAAAAGAGUAAAUAACGGUAGGUAACCCACCUUAUAUGUAUUUAAUAUAUGAUAUAUUAUUACUGUAUGUCUGUAUACAUAUAUAUUAUGUAAUAACUGUUACCAGUGUGUAAAUAAAAUAUUUACAAACA
Messenger RNA from Myzus persicae (green peach aphid), 2665 nucleotides. RefSeq lists its product as uncharacterized. Gene Ontology annotation, molecular function: protein binding. The record is from RefSeq and is a predicted model, not a curated record. NCBI's taxonomy places the organism in Eukaryota, Metazoa, Arthropoda, Insecta, Hemiptera, Aphididae. The coding region runs from base 341 to 2257 and encodes 638 amino acids. The transcript is spliced from 7 exons.